AUGCCUCCUCCAUCUAUAGGAGCAGAAGUCCCAAUAGGGUCCGGAAGUAUACCGUUGGGUGGGAUUAUUGGUAUUGCCAUUGGCGGUGCUAUCGCAUUGACUGUGCUUGGGGUUAUAGCAGUCAAAUAUGUAAAACGAAAUCAUCGAAAUGCAAUCAAACUUCGCGGGGAUAAAGUUCAAGACGACAAAAAUACGAGUUCAGCUGGGCAAGCAAAUCUAUCGCCGUAUUCACUUCCUCUGUUUGCAACUCCUUACCAUUACCUUCCGCCCAGGAACGUCCCCGGUCGGCGCGGUACGGCGAAGAAUACAAGCUUUGUUGACGACGAUGACGAUGAGGAGGAUGAAAAUGUUGUCAGACCGGGUACGAAGAGAUCAUCCGGGCCAAAGCACCUCUUCCAAAGGCAUAGAUCUAGUAUCAGAGAUUCAUGGCCAUUGGCAUCCAGGAUUCAGACACCCGCAACUUCGCUCCCCCAUGCUCAAUCAGAGAAAAACAUACGAAUCAAUUGUGUCGCCCCACCAGGCUAUGUUCUUUCGGAGCCACAGCGUCCAAAAAGGACGUUUUCGAGGAAGUCUCAUGUCAAAAAUUCCGAUUCUGUCGAGGAUAUCACAAUAGUAAAUGGGGAGCCUCGAGUACCCCGUGGUAGGACUCGAUCCAACUCAGAAAACCAGUUAUCAUCAAUUCUGAAAUCAACAUCUCAACGUCUCAGGGACACCCACAGACAAUCUGUGAGGAGAAGUUGGAGCAAUCUAGGAAGAUUUCCAGGAUCACCCCCCAAACAAAGACUACCUAGUCCACCGUUGAACAAAGCCACAGAAAGCAGAGAAGUUCUUCUUGCACCCGAAUGCUCUACAUCAGACAUUGGUUCUUAUAAAGAGAUGCAAUCACCACGAACUCCAAGUCCUGGAAAGAGAGUUCCACGAGCGGCUGGUAGAGCAUUUAAAAAUCGAGGACGAUCACCGACACCAUCUGGAGAUUCAGAUGACAGCCUUUGUGGCAUCGAUACACCUGAUCUUGUUAUUCCGGCGCAGCUCACGUCGCCAAGCAAAAGUGGACGAAGAUUUGAACAGCGCCAUCAAAUGAAUCUUUCUCCUACCAAGGGCUCUAAUGGAGAAGUCAAGACAAACCGAGUCUCUAAAACAUCACUCACAAAUGAUCCGUUCUUCUCCUCGGUUAAGAGGUCGAAAGUUAUCCCUUCUACUACAAUUUAUGAGCCACAACCCCGUUCUAUGAGAAAGGCUACUUUCGGGCAGGAAGAGAUACGAGAGCAAGCAAUGAAUCAUGGUGACCUGCCAUUGAAGGAUAUUUCAGGAAAUCAAAAAGGUCCACUGGUCAAGGAACCUCGAUCCACUCCAACGUCGACUGAGCUCAACCCGUUCCAGUGGUCACCGAAAGAAGCUAUGCAAACUCGACCCAUUAUAGCAAGCCCCAAUAAGAUCUUAUCGAAGAGAAAGGGACAUAAACGUUCGAAUGUGAUACGAAUGUCUGGUUUAUCUAGACCAACCAGUGUUAGUGUGGUUCAUGAAGAGUCGGAAGGGGACUCUCCCGGGAUGACAAUGAUGAUAUCUCGACCAACUCUCCGUGUAGUUGAGCCAAGUCCUUCAUGUGCCUCACUCGCCAGCCGACGGUCCAGUGCUAUGCCUCGACCCCCGUCAGCUUCUACCUUCAAUCCCAGCAUCUCUAUACCCUCUUUGAAGCCAGGCUCACGACAUGUGUCAUUGAGUCGUGAAAGGUCCGCGACACCACCUCCUUUGAGGAUUAGCCCGGCUUUCAAUAUUCCACAACUCAAACCAGUAGAAAAACAUACACCCCCCGAGCGGGAAGUAUACACCCCUACCCCACCACCUUCAAAGGUCAACUCGAUUCUCAGUGCUCCUUCAUUGAAGCCAAUAGAACGAAAUAUAUCUGGGUCGUCAAAUCCCGAUGAAUAUUCCCCAACAUUAUCAGUUUGUAAUUAUUAUGCCGAGAACUUGAAUUCUGAAGUUGAGUUCUUUAAACAUGCCCGAUCAUCACUUGCUAUGAAGUCCCAAGUCCGUCGUCAUAUACAGAACAUUGAUGAAGAAGUUAUAAGCCCUGAUACCCCAACGGAUACUUUGGUUUCAUUUCCGGCACUGCCUCCGCCAGAACCGAUCAUUGAAGAAAAUAGAAUUCAUCAUCCUGAUGUUCUGGAAUCGUGGAGGACGGAAUGUCCGCCAUCACUAGCUAGCAAUCCGUCGAGUUUUUCCCGAGCACCAAAUUCGACCAUCUCAAACUCGAGAGCACCAAGCCCUAAGCGAGUGUCUUUCAAUGAAAUUCCAAAUAAUAGACCACCCAGCUCUGCACGAUUUUCUCAGUCCUCGAUUAACACCUCUAACAAUGCGUUGGUUCUCGGCCCUAGACCCUUCUCGCGCGCAAACCCACCGUCUCCAUUGACUAUUCCGUCCACAUCCUUACCCGCACCGCCAAUUCUCAGCCCACCUUUACCAAUUCCUGUUCAUCUUACCGGGCCCCGACCAGAACCUCACAAAUCUGGGUCAUUUAGCACUGCAAUGACCACUCUUGCAUCAAAUACUCCUAACUCCACUCGUGAGUCAAUUGCUACAAGCAUUGGUCUCCUACGUCGAAUGAACUCUGAGAUUUCUUGUAUCAGUGCCGGUGAUACUGACUCUUCUCCGAUGGUGCCUGGAAUUGGUCUUGACUGGAGUGAGCGACAUCGUACAAGCCGUUCAUCUCGAUUUUAUCUCUCAAUCGGCUCACCUAUCGAUGGAGCAGCCGUUCCAAGUUACCGCUCCUCUCUCAGUAUGCUCUAUCCAAAUUCUUAUUCUGCAUAUUCCAACUCGUAUUUUCCUCAAGGAAAUGAUUCAAGUACUAGCGUCAACAGUAUUGGUGAGAGGCGCCAGUCGAGGAGUGACUUGAUGAAUCCCAACUACGGAAAUCUGCAAGAGAUACUUGAGGAUAUCAAUGCGAGUCGUGAGGGAAGCAGAGGUGCAAGCACCAGAGGCAGUAGUCCAAUAGCAAUGGGGAGACAUGGAUUAAACGUCAAGGAGAAGAAAUUAUCCUUGACGAAUCUGACUAUCCUCCCUGAUGGGGGAAUUGGUUACAUGAUGGACUACGACGAUGAGGAUGAAAUUGUUAUUGAACCCUUGUCGUUAUCGAAAACCAAGACAAAUAUAGAGAAGGAAGUGAAAGUAACCAAAGAUACCAAAGAUACACGCUGGUCCGAUGCAAUGAUCAAGCCUCUCACGAAAACCACUCGUCGAGAAAGCAAGAUGGAACAUCCCAGCCCCAAAACACCACCAAAGUGGGGGUGGAGUCAAGCGGUAAAUGUAGCAAAAGAAAGGUUGAGUAGGAGUCCAACUAGGGAUAAGGAAAACGUGGUGGAUGGCGAUUGGGAUAGAGGAAGAGAUAGUCCCGAGAGUCUAGGGCUGUACGAUCAAGAUGGAUUCUUGAGAACUUCGCCAGAACGAACGACUGUAGAUGCAAAUCAGAGUGAGGAUAGUAGGGGAAGAGUAAGGCGAGCAACGGUUAAUGCGUUUGCUGGGGAUUUAAUGGAGCAGAAGAGGAGAGAGAAGUUAUCUGCGCACAUAGUUACGUCAUAA
Messenger RNA from Botrytis deweyae, 3576 nucleotides. RefSeq lists its product as uncharacterized. NCBI's taxonomy places the organism in Eukaryota, Fungi, Ascomycota, Leotiomycetes, Helotiales, Sclerotiniaceae. The record is from RefSeq and is a predicted model, not a curated record. The transcript has a single exon. The coding region runs from base 1 to 3576 and encodes 1191 amino acids.